Molecule: messenger RNA, 2368 nt
Organism: Bufo bufo (common toad)
Lineage: Eukaryota; Metazoa; Chordata; Amphibia; Anura; Bufonidae
Gene: COQ8B
Product: coenzyme Q8B
Exons: 16
Coding region: 248-2074 (608 amino acids)
Biological process (GO): ubiquinone biosynthetic process
Cellular component (GO): extrinsic component of mitochondrial inner membrane
Molecular function (GO): kinase activity
Source: RefSeq, a predicted model, not a curated record
UUGGCUAUUAGAGGAGAGUGCCUUGCGCUGUAAUUCCUGGUUUUAGAAAUAUUAUCGACACACGGGCUGAGUAGGUUAUCCGUUCCCGAAUACGUGCGAGGAUCUAAUCUCCGGUACGGUGGAGCUUUGUUUAGCGCUGGUGUUGCCCUAAUCAAAGAUGGCGGUCGAGGAUGCUUAGUGGUUGCAUGAGAGACUGAGAGUUACCCUGAAAAGAAGUUGCAAAACUGGAAAGAAAAACAGACCGAAUAUGUGGAGCGAGGUGGUCUUGGUGUUGCAGGGAGCGUCUCGCGUGGCGCAGGCGGUGGUGAAGAUGGGCUGUGAAGAGCUGCGUGUGGCAACCACCACCACCACGUUAGGAAGCGGCAUUAAGUCUCUGCAGUCAACGGCUGAGCGCUGUGUGAGCACGGUAUUCACAAAUAUGCAGGUCAGCAAGACGGAUUCCAGAGAGCGCCCACAGUCUCCCGACUUUGACGCUGAUUCUUGGAGCGUGAUGUCAGAUUUACCUCCAGCUGAAGAGGCGCCGUCUUCCCAGACAAACCCUGGGGAAUGGCCAAAGAAGGGUCCAAGCGUGACUGGUAUUGGGCAAGUCAGAAUGUACAGCACCAUUAGAGGGUUAACAGCCGAUGAGAUUCAGAGAGCGAGGGAGGCUAAACUACCAGGUGGCGCAGAGGAUCAUGGCAGACCCAAGCGACAGAAGCUCAGUGAAAGGGCUAGAGAGAGGAAGGUGCCCGCAUCUCGCAUCAGUCGCAUGGCAAAUUUUGGGGGCUUGGCCGUUAGUCUUGGCAUUGGUGCGCUGACAGAAGCGGCGAAACAGUCCCUGAGCCGAGAAAAGAAGUCAGGAGAAAUGACUGUCCUGGAAGCAAACUCUUUCAUGAGCGAAGCCAAUGCCGAGAGAAUCGUCGACACAUUGUGCAAAGUGCGGGGGGCUGCACUGAAGUUGGGGCAGAUGCUGAGUAUUCAAGAUAAUAGCUUCCUUAGUCCGCAACUGCAGAAGAUCUUUGAGAGGGUGAGACAGAGCGCAGAUUUUAUGCCUUCCUGGCAGACGACGAAAGUGCUUGAGGAGGAGCUGGGCGCUGGUUGGAGGGAGAAGCUGUCCUAUUUUGAAGAUAAACCUUUUGCAGCCGCCUCUAUAGGCCAGGUGCAUCUUGCCAGGCUGCUGGACGGCCGUGAAGUCGCUAUGAAGAUCCAGUAUCCGGGAAUUUCUCAAAGUAUUAAGAGUGAUGUGGAAAAUCUGCUGUCAAUUCUGAAGCUAAGCGUAGUUCUACCAGACGGUCUGUUUCCUGAAAACAGUGUGCAAGUCCUACAGAAAGAACUGGCAUGGGAAUGUGACUAUCUACGUGAAGCCAACUGCGCCAAGACAUUCCGGAAUCUCCUGAGCGAUGAGCCCUUCUUCAGGGUGCCACAGGUGAUUGACGAUCUCACUACCAAGAGAGUGUUAACUAUGGAGCUGGUGUCCGGAGUUCCUCUUGAUCAAUGUGCAGAGAUGGACCAGGAAACCCGUAACCAGAUAUCCUACAAUAUCUUGCGCCUCUGCCUGCAGGAGGUCUUUCAGUUCCGUUUUAUGCAGACUGACCCAAACUGGUCCAACUUUUUCUAUGACGCAGAUCUGGACAAGGUGAUGUUGUUGGACUUUGGAGCCAGUCGAGGGUUUAGUGAAAACUUCACUGAUGAUUAUAUUGAGGUUGUGAAAGCAGCAGCAGAAGGUGACCGAGCGAGAGUUCUACAAAAGUCCAGAGACCUGAAAUUUGUGACCGGAUUUGAAACAAAGGUUUUUGAAGAGGCUCACAUAGAUGCUGUGAUGAUUCUAGGAGAGGCUUUUGCCUCUGAAGAGCCGUUCAAUUUUGGGACCCAAAACACAACCAAAAGGAUCCACGACCUGAUCCCGGUCAUGCUAAAACACAGACUUACACCUCCACCUGAAGAGACCUACUCCCUGCAUCGGAAAAUGGCAGGCUCUUUUCUCAUCUGUGCCAAGCUUAAUGCAAUCAUCUCUUGUAAAGACCUCUUUGAUAGUACAUAUCUCCAGUACUGGGCAGAACGAGGGCGAGAGGGGCACCAGUCCACCGCUGAUUAAACCACUCCAUCAUUUUUACUUGAAACCAAUGACACGGUUAUAGUGGUGUGUUUUUUUUUUUUUUUUUCUUUUUUAAUCCUUUAAUUACCCAGAGAAUUGGCAGUACAGUCCUACUACCCUGUGGGCCUUUGACCGGUCGAGCAGAUACGGUUUUGUUACUCGCCAGUCUGCCGGCCUAGAAAUGACGAUCUUCCAAGACGUUAGGCUUCUUGUGGCAAGUGUGUUCUUUUUCAGCUAUCAUUGUACUGUAGUGGAAUUUGUCUGUUAAAUGGGACAGAUUAAAGGUCCCAUCCU